AUGUUGAAGAGACAGGCCACAGUUGGACGAGCAUUCCCCAUCUUUGUGGGUGGCAAGCCUGUCACCACCGCCACCACGCUCAAGGUGUUCGACAAGUACACCAAGCAGGUGGGCUAUGAGGUGUCCCUUGCCGGCCCGCAGGAGAUUGAGAACGCCCUGCAGCUUGCUCACCAGGCUGCCCCUGCCAUGCGGGAGCUGCCCAACUACAAGCGCAAGGAAAUCCUCCUCUACUGCGCUGCCGAGAUCCAGAGGCGCCAGGACGAGCUCCUGCACUCUCUCUGCGUCGAGGCCGGCAAGCCUCUGAAGGAUGCCCGCGCCGAGCUGGGCCGCGCCUACGACACCUUCACCAUCGCCGCCGAGGAGGCCAUCCGCCAGUACGGCGAGUUUCUUCCUCUCGACGUCUCCGUCAGGAACCCCGGCUUCACGGGCCUCGUGCGCCGCUUCCCCGUCGGCCUCAUCUCCAUGAUCACGCCCUUCAACUUCCCGAUCAACCUCGUGGCCCACAAGGUGGCGCCCGCCAUCGCCGCCGGCUGCCCCUUCGUCUUGAAGCCCAACGAUGUCACACCGGUGGGCGCCCUUCUCGUGGGCGACAUCCUCUCCAAGGCCGGACUCCCCGACGGCGCUUUCUCCGUGCUGCCGUGCAAGCUCGAGGACGCCAAGAAGCUCUCCACCGACCCGCGCAUCCAGGUCCUGUCGUUCACCGGCAGUGAGCAGGUGGGUUUCGCGCUGCAGCGGGGCGCGGGCCGGUCGAAGGUGCUGCUCGAGCUGGGCGGCGACGCGGCGUGCGUCGUGGACGAGGGGUCGGACGUCGACCACGUGGUGUCGCGCAUCGGCUUCGGCGCCUUCUACUACGCCGGCCAGUCCUGUAUCUCGGUGCAGCGUGUGUACGCCCACGAGUCCAUCUACGAGGAGCUCAAGCAGAAGCUGGUGGCUCAUGUGAAGACCCUCAAGAAGGGCGAUCCUUUCGACGAGGACACCUUUGUGGGUCCCCUGAUCAGUGAAGACUCGGCCAAGCGCCUCGAGUCGUGGGUUCAGGAGGCGAAGGAGAAGGGCGGCAAGGUCCUGGCCGGCGGCUCACGCGACGGCUCCGUCUUCGACCCGACCAUUCUGGAGGACGUUCCCGACUCAGCCAAGCUUGCGUGCGAGGAGGCCUUCGGCCCCAUUUGCGUGCUCCACAAGUUCAGCGACUUCAAGGAGGCCAUUGAACAGGUCAACAACUCGCGCUUCGGUCUGCAGGCCGUGCCCAACCCAGGCGUGUUCACCAACGAGUGGAAGAAGGCCUGGUACGCCUAUGACAAGCUCGAGGUCGGUGGCGUCGUCAUCAACGACAUCCCCUCCGUGCGCGUCGACGCGCAGCCCUACGGCGGCAUCAAGAGCAGCGGUGUGGGCAGAGAGGGUCUCCGCUACACGAUCGAGGAGUUCACGGAGCCCAAGAUCCUCCUCACCAAGGACCUCGGCAAGCUGUAA
Messenger RNA from Acanthamoeba castellanii str. Neff, 1467 nucleotides. RefSeq names its product aldehyde dehydrogenase. Gene Ontology annotation, molecular function: lactaldehyde dehydrogenase (NAD+) activity. The coding region runs from base 1 to 1467 and encodes 488 amino acids. The transcript is spliced from 16 exons. Lineage: Eukaryota; Discosea; Longamoebia; Acanthamoebidae. The record is from RefSeq and is a predicted model, not a curated record.